CCGCGGCGUUUCCAGGCCAGGCAGCCGGACACCAUGAGCCUCAGCGAAGAGCAGGUGAGGCAGUACCUGGACCAGAACCCGGGCUUUGCGGACCAGUACUUUAAAGGGAAGGAGCUGAGCCCCGAGGACAUGGCCCGGGCCUGCGAAGACGGGCUCGCGGCCGACUGCGCCAGCUUCCGGGAGCUGUGCCAGGUGGAGGAGAGCGCGGCGCUGUUCGCGCUGGUGCAGGACAUGCAGGAGAGCGUGAACAUGGAGCGCGUGGUCUUCAAGAUCCUGCGGCGCCUCUGCUCCCUGCUGCGCGCCGACCGCUGCAGCCUCUUCAUGUUCCGCCAGCGCAACGGCGUGGCCGAGCUCGCCACGCGCCUCUUCAGCGUGCAGCCAGGCAGCGCCCUGGAGGACUGCCUGGUGCCCCCCGACUCCGAGAUCGUCUUUCCGCUGGACGUCGGGGUCGUGGGCCACGUGGCUCAGGCCAAGAGGAUGGUGAACGUCAAGGACGUGACCGAGGACUCCCACUUCAGCCCCUUCGCUGACGAGCUGACCGGCUACGUGACGAGGAACAUCCUGGCCACGCCCGUCAUGAACGGCAAGGACGUGGUGGCCGUGAUCAUGGCCCUGAACAAGCUGGGCGCCCCGUGCUUCACCAGCGAGGACGAGGAUGUCUUCUCGAAGUAUCUGAACUUUGCCACAUUGAACCUAAAGAUCUACCAUCUGAGCUACCUGCACAACUGCGAGACACGCCGCGGCCAGGUGCUGCUGUGGUCAGCCCACAAGGUGUUUGAGGAGCUGACAGACAUCGAGAGGCAGUUCCACAAGGCCUUCUACACGGUGCGGGCCUACCUGAACUGCGAGCGGUACUCCGUGGGCCUGCUGGACAUGACCAAGGAGAGGGAAUUCUUCGACGUGUGGCCUGUUCUGAUGGGAGAGGCCCAGCCAUACUCAGGCCCACGCACACCCGACGGCCGUGAAAUCCUCUUCUACAAAGUCAUCGACUACAUCCUCCACGGCAAGGAGGACAUCAAGGUCAUCCCCACGCCCCCAGCGGAUCACUGGGCCCUGGCCAGCGGCCUUCCGACCUACGUGGCGGAGAGUGGCUUUAUCUGCAACAUCAUGAACGCCCCUGCUGAUGAAAUGUUCAUGUUCCAGGGAGGCCCCCUGGACGAGGCCGGGUGGGUCAUCAGGAACGUCCUGUCCUUGCCCAUCGUCAACAAAAAGGAGGAGAUCGUGGGGGUGGCCACGUUUUACAACAGGAAGGAUGGGAAGCCUUUUGACGAGCAGGAUGAAGUCCUCAUGGAGUCGCUCACGCAGUUCCUGGGCUGGUCAGUGCUCAACACCGACACCCACGACAAGAUGAACAAGCUGGAGAACCGCAAGGACAUCGCCCUGGACAUGGUCCUGUACCACGUGCGCUGCGACAAGGAUGAGAUCCAGCUGAUCCUGCCUACAAGGGAGCGCCUGGGGAAGGAGCCGGCUGCCUGUGAGGAGGAGGAGCUGGGGGAAAUCUUGAAGGAAACGUUGCCGGGGCCCAGCCAGUUUGACAUCUACGAGUUCCACUUCUCCGACCUGGAUUGCACGGAGCUGGAGCUGGUCAAGUGCGGCAUCCAGAUGUACUACGAGCUGGGCGUGGUCCGCAAGUUCCAGGUCCCCCAGGAGGUCCUCGUGCGGUUCCUGUUCUCCGUGAGCAAAGGCUACCGCAGGAUCACCUACCACAACUGGCGCCAUGGCUUCAACGUGGCACAGACCAUGUUCACGCUGCUCACGACGGGGAAACUGAAGAGCUACUACACGGACCUGGAGGCCUUCGCCAUGGUGACCGCGGGCCUGUGCCACGACAUCGACCACCGCGGCACCAACAACCUGUACCAGAUGAAGUCCCAGAACCCCUUGGCCAAGUUGCACGGUUCCUCGAUUCUGGAGCGACACCACCUGGAAUUCGGGAAGCUCCUACUGGCGGAGGAGGGCCUGAACAUCUACCAGAACCUGAACCGGAGGCAGCACGAGCAUGUGAUCCACCUCAUGGACGUCGCCAUCGUGGCCACGGACCUGGCGCUCUACUUCAAGAAGAGGACGAUGUUCCAGAAGAUCGUGGACGAGUCCAAGAACCACAAGGACCGUGCGAGCUGGGCGGAGUUUCUGUCACUGGAGACGACGCGGAAGGAGAUAGUGAUGGCCAUGAUGAUGACGGCCUGCGACCUGUCCGCCAUCACCAAGCCCUGGGAGGUCCAGAGAAAGGUCGCUCUGCUGGUGGCGGCUGAGUUCUGGGAACAAGGGGACUUGGAAAGGACUGUCCUGGAUCAGCAGCCCAUUCCGAUGAUGGACCGGAACAAGGCGGCCGAGCUCCCCAAACUGCAGGUUGGCUUCAUCGACUUCGUGUGCACCUUCGUGUACAAGGAGUUCUCCCGUUUCCACGAGGAGACCCUGCCCAUGCUGGAGCGGCUGCAGGGCAACAGGCGGGAGUGGAAGGCCCUGGCCCACGAGCAGGAGGAGCGCGCGAAGGCCCUGGAGGCGGAGCAGCAGCAGCGGGAGGAGAGGGCAGCGGCCAAGAAAGUGGGCACGGAAGUGUGCAAUGGUGACCCGGCACCCAAGUCCUCGACCUGCUGUGUCCUAUGA
This is a messenger RNA of Pteronotus mesoamericanus, 2607 nucleotides long. RefSeq names its product phosphodiesterase 6B (gene PDE6B). Gene Ontology annotation, cellular component: photoreceptor outer segment membrane. The record is from RefSeq and is a predicted model, not a curated record. Bases 34 to 2607 code for a protein of 857 amino acids. Gene Ontology annotation, biological process: signal transduction; retina development in camera-type eye. Gene Ontology annotation, molecular function: 3',5'-cyclic-nucleotide phosphodiesterase activity; protein binding. The transcript is spliced from 22 exons. Lineage: Eukaryota; Metazoa; Chordata; Mammalia; Chiroptera; Mormoopidae.